Arabidopsis arenosa is the source of this 1017-nucleotide messenger RNA. Lineage: Eukaryota; Viridiplantae; Streptophyta; Magnoliopsida; Brassicales; Brassicaceae. The record is from the annotation of a GenBank genome assembly.
AUCUUCUUUGGUAAGUUUUUUACAUCAAUCUCUUUAGUAUUAACAAUGUCAAAGAGUAAAGUCAUAGCUUCAAUGGAGUUCCAAUCAACGGUGGUAACCACCGUAGACUGUCAGAAACAAGUCCGGUCAUGGUGUCUCCUCCGCUCAUUCAUUCAGCUUCUAAUACCAACUUGCAACUGCACGUUAGUCCAAGAACUCGAACAAGAUAACCCUAACUUGGGAAGCAAGAAACUCUACAAUGACAUCAAAUCACGCACGUCUUCUUUUCGUUCCUCUUCGUCCCUUUCUUCGUCGACUGUCACUGGAACAAUCUUCGGAUACCGCAAAGGAAAGAUCAAUUUCUGUAUCCAAACACCAAGAAAAUCGACAAACCUCGAUCUUCUUCUAGAGCUAGCAGUUCCAACGACGGUUUUAGCUCGAGAAAUGAGAGAAGGAGCGUUGCGUAUAGUGUUAGAACGUCACAACGAAAAAGAAGACUACGACUCUGUUUUGUCAAAGCCAUUUUGGAACAUGUAUUGCAACGGAAAAAGAGUUGGGUAUGCGAGAAAACGCAGUCCGUCUCAAGAAGACAUGACGGCGUUGACCGCUCUAAGUAAGGUGGUGGUUGGAGCAGGAGUUGUGACUGGGAAAGAACUUGGCCGGUUCGAUGAUGAAUUGAUGUAUUUGAGAGCUAGCUUCAGACGAGUGAAUGGUUCGAAAGAAUCUGAAUCUUUCCAUUUGAUUGAUCCAGCUGGGAAUAUCGGACAAGAACUCAGUAUCUUCAUCGUUCCAUCAUCGGUCUGAGUUAAUUACCGCUGAAGUGAUCGUACAUAAGAGUUCUGUUUUCAAGUUUCUUUCCUUUUUUUUCUUUGGUCGAGAGAAAAGAACCUGUUUUUGAGUCGUGCUUAAAGCUUUUGGCUUUAGCUCUGGCUUUGUAUGUAAUCUACAUACCGAUUCGAUAGUCCAUUGAUUUGAGUUUUACAUUUUUAUCUUGUUGCUAUCAUUUCUGUACUACAUAAAUAAUGGUCUUGUCUUUAA